AUGCGCAGUUGUUUGUAGCUCCAAAGAGACGUCAGUAGCUUUUAGCUGAGGGACAUUGAAUGACUUUGUAGCCGUGUGCUGCGGCAGGUUAAAGAAAGUUGCCUAUUUGACAGGUUGAGAUAGUUCUCGGAGCUCAUGGAGGCCCUCAUACCUGUCAUAAACAAACUGCAAGAUGUGUUUAAUACGGUCGGCGCAGACAUUAUUCAACUACCGCAGAUAGUUGUUGUCGGAACUCAGGUGAGAAACGUCACUUUGCUUCAGAGGCUAGCACGCCAGUUAGCCUGCGCCAACUAGUUGUUGUGCCGCUUUUGCUUACAGUUUUUCUUUCAGUUUCACCCGGGUAAGGUAAACAAAGUUAAACAUGCUGACUAUACUUAGAAAUAACACGUAUACUCAUAUUUAAGUUAAUAACAAUACAAUACAGCAACUCAGUCAGCGGUAGCAACAUGUGAUCUCAUUGUAAACUCAAAGCUGCAAUGUUUGGUUGUCUGAAAGAAAAAGUACAUAGCUGCUUAGCACUGAGACCCCUAUCUGUUAAUAAAAUUACGUUUAUAAACGGAGAUGAGAUUCAUUUUUGAUUAUUAAGACCACAUCCUUUCCUUUUUACUAUCUUCAGUAACAAAUAUACAAGUUUGUCUUAUAGAAAGCAUGGGUUUAUGUUGCUUCUCAGAGAUAUACUGUAUGAGGUAGGCGACCCAAAGCUAGUAUUAAAGCUGUAUAGACGAGAGGCCUAUAGUUAGGUCCUCUACUUUGUUUUUGUGUUUAUAUCCAAUUGUUUAACAGUAGUUUGUAACGUAUUCUCAUGUUUUGGUUUAUUUUCAACAUUAAUAUUUGAUAAACAGUAUAUUCAAUUUAAUUUGUCUUUUAUCCUGUGAAUUGUUCUCUUAUUGUCUUUUCAUAUUGUGUCUUUUUUAACCUUUUACAUUGUUGGUUUUAUUUCUCAAGAUUUUCUGUAUUUUAAAUUGUGCUUUUUAUUUUUAUUUUUUCUUUGUAAGGCUUCUUUGAGCACCUGUAAAAGUGCGUUAUAAAUAUAAUUUAUUAUUAUUAAUUUCAGCAGCAUUACAAACUACUAUGUGAUCCAUAACACGUCUCUAUUCCAAGUUCCGCCCUGUCCAUCCUACUACCAUGCGUACUGUUAAAGGCUAAGUGGUUUAAAGUGGCAGGUUAUGUCUAACACGUUUACUUUCAUUGGUCAGCUAAUAGGAUGUGGCUGUCUCAGGCGUUUUGGCAGGCCUUCGUGGGUGUUACAGCGAGACAAGACAAGCUACAGGAUAUUUAAAUGCCUGAUUUGUUGUUUGGUAUGUUCCAGCCAGGAAAGACCUUCAGUUAAGGACAUUUGAAACAUACCUAAUGCUUCAUGUAAAGGUGUAAUAACUUGAGCGAAAGUAAAACAAGGUUCACUGACACAAAGCAGUUAACCUUUUACAUUUUUAGCUCAUCAACAACCAAAUCUGCAUCAGUCCAUUAAGGGGGUAUUUGUCAGCCAAGUAAGCUAAGUGAGUUAUUUCAGUUUAGAAGAUCUCAUUAGCGAUUACUCUUUCACACUUGUCAUUAAAACAGAAAUGUCUUCCAGGUGGUGCCCAUUGUUUGUGUAUGAGGGUGCUGAAUACAAGUCAAAGCAGCCAUAAGAUUGUGUUGGACAGCUGAGAGGCACGGCACUAGUAGGAACUCUUAAAAAGUCCUGCCAAAGGAGUCUCAAAAGUUUUGUCUUCUGAGGUGUUUAAGUGAAAUUACACCAGAACCUCUGUUUUAAAUGCGGUUGGAUGUUAAAGAAUCACUGAAAUUUCUUCUUGCUUGCAAAUAGUCAAGGAGAAUGCACUGUUUUGUCAAUCAGCAAGAUGGACAGACUGAGUCGCCUGGACCUGGAAUCUUUCUGACUGGAAUCUCAGCUUAUAGUGUUGUGAAAAAUACUGUUGUUGUUGUUGAUGUUGUUGUUUUUCUACAGAGCAGUGGGAAGAGCUCUGUGUUAGAGAGCUUGGUUGGCAGGGACAUCCUACCACGUGGCACAGGCAUUGUCACACGUCGGCCCCUCAUCCUACAGCUUGUGCACAUUGACUCAGAGGAUCGCAGGAAAACCACUGAAGAGAAUGGUAAUGUCACUUUCACCUCUCUUAUUUCUGUGUGUGGAGUUAUUAUCAUUCUUAAAAAAUGUUCUUUCAUUAUUACUCUUGCAAAGUGAAAUAUUUUACCUGUAGUUAUUGUACACAAAUAUAUUGAUUUUAAAUACUGUGCAUACAUCAUAGCCGGUUUUGCAGUUGAUAAGUGCAUAAUAAUUUUAUAGUAUUGAAUUUGAAAUUUUGAAACACAAUAGCAGUCCAUACUUGAAGUAAUUUACAACAAUCAGUCUAUUGUGGUUUGACUCAGCUUCACUGGCAAACAAGAGCGUCACAGUGAAUCACAUUGACAUUUAAUGAAGCUCCUUCAAAGAAUGGAAACACUCUGUUUCUGUGCCAUAAUAAGUCUUUUUGCAGCUUUAUAAAGUUGUUGUGUUAUAAAAGAAGUAUAACUUGGAGCCAGCACUGUCACCAUGUAGUCCUCGGUGGGGGAAAAACAGGGAUAAAAAAGGAGGCCAAGAUGCUGCGGAAAUCCAGCGCUGUCCUCAGGGAAUGGCCUCAGUGUGACUCUGCAUUGCUGCAGAAAGCUGUGCAGGAGCAGCAGAUAGGCCGGCUAACUCUUUUGUCUCCUGUCAUCUCUCCUUAACCACAGAAUCCAAGAGAAAUGGACGCCUUUACAGAGGUCUCCUUUUCCUUUUUCUUUACCCCAUUAUGCUCCUAUAUUACAUAACCUCCCCUCGUCUCUUUUGCCCAUUCUGCCCCAUCCUGGCUUGUAUUUAUGUAGCUUUUCCAGAGCUGCCAAACCAUGUGGCUUCACUUUAGCCAGUUCCCUUCACCCCUUCGUUGAGGCUGGUCUCUGUCAGUGAGAGAAAAUGAGCAGAUUCUUGUCAUAUACAAUCCAAUUUUUGUUUUUCAUCCUAAAAGUCAUUAGUUCUUUGAUUCCAACUUCCUGAAAGCUCACCUGUGAUGUCCUCAAAUACCUGAUGACUAACAGACUCCACCCUUGUAAUGCUGCUCCCUUUUUUUGGCGAGGUAUCAACUUUGUUUUUCCAAGAAGUCACUGCUUCCUAAAACACACUUUUUAUUUGCUUCAAGCUUUAUCUUUAAUUUGCUUCCAUGACUGUUGUCGGAAAACAACAGUUGUUCCUUUGUGUAUUCGUUUUUUAAAAGUCUUCAGCUGUGGUUCUUCACUCUGAGGAUUUUUCUCAAUCCCAUGUCCGCCCACAGGGAAAUCCUCCCAUGAGACAGCUAACAUAGCCGUAGUAAUAAUAGUAGCUCUGAUCUUAAGGCCACAUCUGUCAUGCCAGUAACUGAAACAUCUGCUUUGAACCUUGUAUUUCUGCAGGCAUCGAGGGAGAGGAAUGGGGCAAAUUCUUACACACAAAAAACAAGGUAAAGUUCUCUGAAGACAUGAUCCUUAAUGGAGUUUCUCACCACUGCUUCAAUAUAUUUACAAAUAUAUCUAAAAAAUUCAUAGAGUAUCAAUUCAUUUUCCUGCAUGGAUUAGUCAUAGAAGAUUAUUUGUAGUUUUCAACAACAAUCUAACCUAAAAAAAGAUCAUGCACACACCCUCUUGGUAACUAAAAAUAUUCAUAUUGCUUGAGAGUGAAUGUCAUCCAAGGUUGAGCUGUGUCUCUUGGGCGCCACAUAGUUUAUGUUUGUAUCAUUAUGAUGUUCUGGGGGCCUCAUGACGAACCACAAAGUAAUCCUCUUUUUUGUCACUCUGUUUUCAUUGUUGAUUGUAGACCAGCUUUCCUCUGAUUGCAUUUCUAACAUUAGUAUUUACUCGUCUUUGUGGUGAAAAUGUUCCUCCAGCUUUUCACAGACUUUGAGCAGAUCAGCCAGGAGAUUGAGUCCGAAACAGAAAGAGUUUCUGGCAAUAACAAGGUAUGCUAAUUACACUUGAAGGAGUGCCAGCACUCGCUGAACGAGACAUUUUAUCUGCCAAGAAGGUGGAUGAUCUUCAAAUACAAGUAUCCAUCAGCCUCUAAAACGAAAGUGAUUUUUCUUUUCUUCUUUUCUUUCCCUCAGGGUAUCAGUGAUGAUCCCAUUCACCUGAAAGUCUUCUCACCACAUGUAGUGAACCUCACCUUGGUCGACCUUCCCGGCAUAACAAAGGUGAGAUAGCUUUUUCUUUUUGUUUUGUUUUGCAUUCCCGUGUCCUUGAACUAUACACUAAAGUGAGCCUGCACCUGAAUGUAAGGUUUCAAUCUGUGUCAAAAUAAUGUCUGAAAACAGGUACCAGUCGGAGACCAGCCAAAAGACAUUGAGAUCCAGAUCAGAGAACUGAUUCUGAAGUACAUCUCUAACCCCAACUCCAUCAUCCUGGCUGUGACUGCUGCCAAUACAGACAUGGCAACUUCGGAGGCACUAAAAGUGGCCCGAGAGGUUGACCCUGAUGGUAAAUAUUUGAAAUUCGUCGCUUUUUGUGCGUCAUACACCUACAUAGUGAAGAUUUACUUUUCAGAUUAUAUGAGCUUUCUGUUUCCUGCCAUAGUUGUUGCUUUUUGUAGCCAGGUGUGUAUGUGUCUUUGUCUUCAGGCAGGAGAACACUAGCUGUGGUGACCAAGCUGGACCUGAUGGAUGCCGGCACAGAUGCCAUGGAUGUGUUGAUGGGCAGGGUUAUUCCUGUCAAACUCGGAAUCAUAGGAGUAGUAAACAGGUUAGACUGUCACGCUUGUUGGUUAGUGAGUCAGAAAGCAGGUUGCAUUCACUUUCAGUCUUUGUGAAACUAGACAAGAAAGGCUCCAUUUAUAAACAUUUGUUUGUCAUGAGAAUUUUCUGUUUUCUGCUCUUGAUGUUAACUUUAUAUUUUUUACUUGACUACAUCCGGGGCUGUUUUAUUGGUUAUAAUCCCUGUACCAUAUCUAGAGCUCCACAAAUGUCUUUCUCACCAUUUGUUCUCUGUGUGACAGUUUUGUGGUGGUAUAUUGUCUCAUGGUCAGUGGUUUUGGUCAUACUAGGAACCUUUAAAGUUAGAUCUAGGACAAAACUACCUCUGUAAGUAUGUGUUAUUUACACAUUUUCUCAGGAGUCAGUUGGACAUCAAUCAGAGGAAACCGGUGGCAGAUUCAAUACGAGAUGAAUAUGCCUUCCUACAGAAGAAAUACCCCUCCCUUGCCAACAGGAAUGGAACAAAAUAUCUGGCGAGAACAUUAAACAGGUAUGUAUGGGUCAGUAUGGGUGUUAUCAGACCUUAAACAUUUCAGGUUGACUGUCUCUCUGUCACAAUGGAAUCAACAGAAGAUCUUCACACUGCUGACGUCUAUUGCAAUUCUUUGUCUUUCUAUCCAAGAGUUAUGUUUCUCUUUAUUCCUUAUGCAGGUUACUCAUGCAUCACAUCAGAGACUGUCUGCCUGAGCUGAAGACAAGGAUCAAUGUGCUGGCAGCUCAGUACCAGUCUCUACUCAACAGUUAUGGCGAACCUGUGGAAGACAAGAGUGCCACCUUGCUGCAGCUCAUCACCAAGUUUGCUGCAGAGUACUGCAACACCAUCGAGGGCACGGCCAAAUACAUCGAGACAGCAGAACUGUGAGUCACUUAUUUCUUUGACCACUAAGGGGUGCUAGCGACAACAUUUUUAAUACCAAAUAACAACUGUUUUUUUCCCUCUCCUGUUUUCCUCAGAUGUGGCGGUGCCAGAAUCUGUUAUAUUUUUCAUGAGACAUUUGGUCGGACAUUGGAGUCAGUUGAUCCUUUAGGUGGUCUGACAACCAUUGAUGUCCUCACUGCAAUCAGAAAUGCAACAGUGAGUGUUUACUGGCCUUUACUUCAUGAAAAGACACACUAUUUGAGGACUCACACUAUCACUUUAUUUGACAGGGCCCCAGGCCUGCUUUAUUUGUGCCUGAAGUUUCCUUUGAGUUGCUUGUGAAGCGGCAGGUGAAGCGUCUAGAAGAGCCCAGUCUGCGCUGCGUGGAGCUGGUUCACGAGGAGAUGCAGAGAAUCAUACAGCACUGCAGCAUCUACAGCACACAGGUUGGAAUCAUGCUUGCACAUACGCCGCUGAAAAACAGACGCACAGAGGCACAUGGAAAACACAGAACUAACAGUGGCUUGUUUGCUUUUGCAGGAGUUGCUGCGGUUUCCAAAACUCCAUGAUGCCAUAGUCGAGGUUGUCACUUCACUACUCAGAAAGAGACUCCCCGUCACCAAUGAAAUGGUCAGGACCUUCUCAGACUUAAUACCACGAAGACUCCUUAUCUGGAUUUAUUUGCACUGUGAUCUGAUUAAUCCUUUUUCUAAAUCCUUUCAGGUUCACAAUCUUGUUGCCAUUGAACUUGCAUAUAUCAACACCAAGCAUCCUGACUUUGCUGAUGCAUGUGGUCUCAUGAACAACAACAUAGAAGUAAGAAAUAAGCACCAAAUUAUAAAAUACAAUAUUCAUAAAAAAAAUUUCUUUUUGCCUGAAUCUUGGGCAGAUAAUGUCAAGUGAUUGACUUUCUGUUUCCUGAGCUUCCAUUUAAAAACAAAAUCCAGGGCUAAAGUUUACAAUGAAGCAGAAACUUAACAGAAGUCUAAAUACUGUUAUCAAAAACAAUGAAAGCUUGUACAGUAUACCCUCUCCUCCUUAUAUAGCAAUGACAUUCAUUUGUCAAACUUCCUGUUUUACAGGAGCAGAGACGGAACAGAAUGAGAGACCUCCCUUCUGCUGUCCCAAGAGACAAGGUACAGUCAGUGUCCAUGAUUUACAUUACACAUUUAACUUUGAACAGGUUUUAUUCCACACUCCUACAAAUGAAGGUAGUCUAUCUUUCUUUCUUUCUUUCUUUCUUUCUUUCUUUCUUUCUUUCUUUCUCUUUCCUUUCCCUUCAGCUUAGCAGCUUCACAUUACAGUAUAAGAUGCUCAUACAAAUAUCUGCCUGUAGCUCCUCUUUCCUUCCUCACGCUCUCUCUCUAGUCUCUUAAAGGCCCCGGUGGGCAGUCUCUGUCCCCUACUGAGUUUCCUGCCCCUGAGGGGGAGCUUGCAAAGGUGUGUCUUGUUCAGUCCUUGCCUGCCCACAUCUGACCUCUGCCGAUCUAAGCCCCUAAUCUUUUUACCCUGUUGCACCAUGUCAUGCCAUGUCACCAUGACUGUAUAAAAAUGGACGCCAUGACAGCUCCACAAAAGUUUAGCCUCAAGAUUUUAGAGGUUUCCCUACUGAGUUGUUUGGUACAGAUUUUAUAGCCUGUCAUUUCCAUGUUAACAGAUGGGACAUACUUUUAAAUUAAAAUAAUAUAGUUGCGGGAAGCUUUGUUGACAAAUACAGCUCCAGGAUCAGCAGGAUUAUAUUUGCAGUGUUCAAGAGACUUCUGGCCAUGGCUAAUUUGUGGUCCUUGUCCCUGGUUAGGAUUUUAGAAAUCAGGUACAUGAUAUAACAGAGGAACAAAAGAAUAGAACAGAAUUGUGGGCCAGUCCUUACUUCACACACUCUGGCAACAAAUGCUGAAGGUUGAGGUUAUUAUGGCAUCACUCACAUAGAGAGAAGGUUGAGACAUGUCGUCCAUCUUUUUAUACAGUCUUUGCAUUAGGUGGAUGUGCCUCAGUGUACCACAGAUGUCGUGGGCCAGAGGGCAGCCUUUCACCCUUCAUAACCUUACUGAUCCGACCUUUGACCUCUAGUUAUAAUGUACAGCUAACUCUUUUAUCUGCAUGCUGGUUGCUCUAAGAUAAAAACACAACCACCAGGCUGGAGUGACAUACUUUUGUAGUGAAACAAGCCUUAUCAGGAUUCUAUGAAGUCCUGCACAUCUGACAGGAGCAUUUGUGUUGUACGGCUUUUGACAUCGACCACUGCACCCUAAUAAGACCAGAAAAUAAUGACUGCCAUCAUUGGACCAGUCUAGUCCAAGCUCUCUCUUUGUCAUGUUUCCGUUCAGUCUGCUAACACUUUGAUGAACUUCUUUGAAGCCAAAGAAGGUCUGAUGCAUGCUAUUUUAACGCAUUUUGCUUAUUUAUUGGGUUUGUAUUCUUUCCAUAAUCUCCUCGCUCCUCUUGUUCUGACAAAUUUCCACCACGAGUUGGUCAUGAGGGUACUAACAUUCAUUUUUCUUUCAGGCAUCUUCCAGUGUUCCUCAGGGUGGCUCUUUCAGUGACCAGUCAGACGGAGGGACAGGAAACUGGAGGGGCAUGUUGAAGAGGGGAGAGGAGAACCCAGGAGGAGACAGGUCCUUGUCUGUUUCUACCCUCCCUGUUAGCCCACAGAAAGGCCAUGCUGUCAACCUGCUAGAUGUGGUGAGUACCCUGUAUGUCUAAACAUGAUGAAAAGAUUUGGGGGACAUCCUCUGGACUUCUCAGUGGUUAUAUUUUUAUUCUUGCAUAUUUCCACAAGGUUGAAUCUUAGUUCAUUAAUAUAUAUUAAAAAAUUACAUUUCAUGUUUGCCAGCCUGUUCCGGUGUCCAGAAAGUUGUCUGCUCGGGAGCAGAGGGACUGUGAAGUCAUCGAGAGACUCAUCAAAUCAUACUUUCUGAUCGUCCGGAAAAACAUCCAGGACAGGUAGACAUGCUCUUCACCCAUUACAACAUCCUUUACAAGAUGGUUGGUCAGAUGUUGUGUGCUCACCUGUCCACUUUCUUCACCCUCUUUCAGUGUACCAAAGGCAGUGAUGCACUUCCUGGUGAACCAUGUGAAGGACUGCCUGCAGAGUGAGCUAGUGGGUCAGUUAUAUAAGACGACUCUGCUGGACCACCUGCUGACAGAAUCUGAGGACAUGGCUCAGAGACGCAACGAGGCUGCUGACAUGCUCAAGGUAACAUUUUCAGUCAGUGUGGAGUGUGAAAACAAGAUCAAGUGUCAGUCCUCACAUUGCUCAAAUACACAGUUAAUUUAUUUACCUUAUACUAGAAGCAAGAAUAAAGUCACGUGUCUUCACUGGGCUUGAUUAGGUCAGGUUUUCAGUUGAGUUAGAUUUAUUUGUAUUUUGGUCCAUUUUACUUCUGAUUCUAUAUCUUGGUUUACUUGAAGUUGGAGUUUUUAAUUCUUCACCCUCAGUCUCUUGUGGUCCCUAAUUAUAAAUUGAUGAGAUUUGUGAUAGUACUGUGUCAUUUCCUGUUUUUGUUAGUUCUCAAUGAGUGCGAUAAUAAUUGAUCAGUUUGUGGCGUGGAGCACUUACCGUAUGAAAAAUGGUAUGUAUCCCGAUUGUUUAAUUGUUGAUUUCUCUGAAGAAAAAUGAUAGAUUUUUCUAAUUUACCCAGAAAAUUAUGUGGGGAAAGGAAACCCUAUCAUUUUAUUCCCUCUUAGAGUUAUAAGAAGUUGAGACGUUUAGUGCCAGUAAAUGUAAAUACAGAAAUAUUUUACUUGAGGGUAUAAACAUAACAUUUCUUGAGCUCCUAAACUCAGUAUCCUCCUUACUCUGUUUGUUUGUCCAGGCAUUGCAGAAAGCCAGCCAGGUGAUAGCAGAAAUCCGAGAAACUCACAUGUGGUGAAAACAACCUUCAUUCAGCUCGCUGUCUUCAUCCCUCAUGGACCCUCAGCCCCCCCAGACCAUCAGCUGAGAGUCCUCGCACUUCACACUGCAGAGACAGCAGCUCGAAUAUGCAGAGCUGCUGAUAUUUGUAUAUGGAACUAUAGUUUUUAAAAAAGCGCAGUACAUGUAAAACCCUCACUGCUGGCAUCACAUAUGCUCUUGUAACUAGAUUUGUAUAUUUUUCUUAUGUUAUUAAAACAACAUCUAGAUAAUGUUAUUCAUCACCACUAUGUGGAGCCUUGCUGAGGAAUGUCUGCUCUCAUGUACAUUUGGAUUAAAGAUACAGGUGAAAAAUCUCUGACGCAA
Molecule: messenger RNA, 9805 nt
Organism: Xyrichtys novacula (pearly razorfish)
Lineage: Eukaryota; Metazoa; Chordata; Actinopteri; Labriformes; Labridae
Source: the annotation of a GenBank genome assembly